AUGUCACCAAACAAGUCAGGUAUCAAAGUCAUCAUUGUCGGUGCUGGCUUUGGCGGGCUGACAGCUGCUAUUGAAUGCCACAGACAAGGCCAUGAUGUCGAGAUUUAUGAGUCCUUCCCCGAACUCAAGGUUUUGGGAGAUAUCAUCUCGUUCGGCGGCAAUGCAGGCAGAAUAUUCCAUCGAUGGUCUGACGGAGAGAUUGUAGCCAGACUACGACCUCUGUGCAUAAACAUCCAAGACUACGGUUUCAAAAUUCACAAAUGGGAUACUGGUGAAGUCGUUCUUCACCAAAAACGACCGCCACCGAACCCUGAAGCUCCUGUAUUGAAUGGACAUAGAGGCGAGUUGCAUGAGAUCAUAUUCAAGUAUGCGCGCAACGAGCUUGGGAUUCCAAUCCACCUUGGUCAGCGAGUAUCCGAGUAUUUCGAAACUGAAUCCCAUGCUGGUAUAAUUUUGAAAAGCGGAGAGAAGAUCGUUGGUGAUGUUGUGAUUGGGGCAGAUGGAGUGAGAUCUAAAGCGAGAGAGCUUGUUCUGGGUUAUGUCGACAAACCCAAGAGCAGCGGAUACGCUGUUUGGAGAGCAUGGUUCUCAAACAAAGACAUGAUUCAAGAUGCUCGUACCAAGGAAUUCUGCGAAAACGGCGAUACCUUCAACGGCUGGAUUGGGCAAGACGUCCACUUCUUGUUCUCAACCCUUAAGGGAGGAAAGGAUUGCUGCUGGGUUCUAACGCAUAAAGAUGACCAUGACAUCGAUGAGUCAUGGUCGUUCCCUGGUAAGAUCGAAGAAGUCCUGGAACUUCUCAAAGACUGGGAUCCCACCACGCGAGCCAUCGUCGAAAAGACACCUUCAGUUGUCGAUUGGAAGCUAGUAUAUCGCGACCCACUACCAACUUGGAUCAGUCAAAGGGGGAGAAUCGCGUUGCUUGGAGAUGCUGCUCAUCCUUUCUUACCCACGAGCGCUCAAGGUGCCACGCAGGCUAUGGAGGAUGGUGUGACCAUUGCAAUUUGUCUCAAGCGUGCUGGCAAAGGAAAUGUGCCUGGAGCGCUAAAGGCUCACCAGAAUCUAAGAUAUGAUCGCGUCCGGGCGGUUCAGAAAACUGGAGAAUCAACACGAGAUCUCUGGCAUAAGACGGACUGGGAGAAGGUCAAGAAGGAUCCCAGUAGCAUCGGGUUUCCAAGAGAGGACUGGAUUCAUGGUUUUGAUGCCGACCAGUAUGCUGAAGAGAACUUCAAUACUGCUCUUGGGGAGGCCACUGCCGUUAGCGAGCCGAGUAAGGGCGUUUUGCAGGAGACAGUUGCAGUGACUGAGGUUACCGGCUAG
Molecule: messenger RNA, 1320 nt
Organism: Fusarium coffeatum
Lineage: Eukaryota; Fungi; Ascomycota; Sordariomycetes; Hypocreales; Nectriaceae
Exons: 4
Coding region: 1-1320 (439 amino acids)
Biological process (GO): secondary metabolite biosynthetic process
Molecular function (GO): FAD binding; monooxygenase activity
Source: RefSeq, a predicted model, not a curated record